Serinus canaria (Common canary) is the source of this 7718-nucleotide messenger RNA. RefSeq names its product transcription factor AP-2 beta (gene TFAP2B). Gene Ontology annotation, molecular function: RNA polymerase II transcription regulatory region sequence-specific DNA binding; DNA-binding transcription factor activity, RNA polymerase II-specific. The transcript is spliced from 9 exons. Gene Ontology annotation, biological process: regulation of transcription by RNA polymerase II; regulation of cell population proliferation; anatomical structure development. NCBI's taxonomy places the organism in Eukaryota, Metazoa, Chordata, Aves, Passeriformes, Fringillidae. Gene Ontology annotation, cellular component: nucleus. Bases 1522 to 3009 code for a protein of 495 amino acids. The record is from RefSeq and is a predicted model, not a curated record.
GCCGGAGAAAGGACGGGAUGGAGGGAAGCGGGGAGGGGACGCGCCGGCAGCGCAGGAGAAAUGCCUCACUCCCAAAAGCUGCCGUCCGGCUAAUUACCAUGGGCAAAAAGCAGCAUUUGCAGAAGGAGCAGAGAGCGAGCACACACGUGUGUGUGUAUUGUGUGUGUGUGUGUGCAUGUGUUUGUGCCUGUCCCCGCGUGUCUCCAGCCCGCUGAGCCCUCGCUGCUUUUCCCUCCCCGUCUCCCGGCGCAGCCUGGCCAUUGUCUCUGCCCGCAGCAGCAGGCGACAAAACAUCUCCCGUCCCUGCUGCCGAGGGAUGAGGGCUUUUUUUCCACCCUGUUUUUGGUGGGGGGGUCUUAAGGGCUGUGGAUUUACGGACACCCACGUUUGUAGGUUGCCGUGGGAGAGAAGAGCUGGGUGAGCAGUUGGGUGGGAUUUGGCCGCGGGCAGGGUGGAUCCUAACUUGGGGAUGCGCUCCAGGGCAUUUUGUAACGUGUACCCUCGCCAAAAAAAAAAAAAAAAAAAAUUGUUGCCUUCUUUUUUUUUUUUUUUAAAGGCCUAAACCCUCUAGAUUUAUGUUAAAAAAUAUUUCUCUCUCUUCUUUCCGAUGUAUAAUUAACAACACGAUGGCGUCUCAGCCACUUAAACUGAAUCUGUUCUUGAAACAAAAGUGUGUGUGUGUGCGGGUGCGUGCGGGGGGGGCAGCUCUGGGAAGUGUGAGUCUAUUUAGGAAGGAACGUAAGUUGAACUUUAACAGAAAUGGCAGACAGUCCAGUUGAACGGGUUCCUGCAACAUCAAAAAGGUUUUAUAUCGCCCCUGGCUUUGCCUCAAAACUAUAAAUUUACUAUCCUCUAAAAUUCACUCCAUGCAUUUCACAUUUGGGUGGAAAUCGGGAGAUCUAUGUACAUAUAUAUAUAUUUUUUCAUAUCAGGCGGUAGAAAAAUGAUUCAGACAAAAAAAAAAAAAAAAAGUGGAGCCCAACAAUGCAGAUUCAAGUAUUUAUUUGGCUAUUGCGAAUAAAUAUGAUCUGUAACAUGCACCAGAAAGGUUUUAUCUUCACUGUAAAUAGAUGCAUGUUACAGUGACUGCACGUUUCUUCUGCCAUUCCUUUAAAAAUUACAAAAAAAAAAAAAAAACACAAAAACACCUCUUUUUUCUUCAUUAUUUGCUUAAAAACCCCAACACCAAACUGCAGAACAAAAGCACCAAAGGCAAUCAAUUCUUCGUAUUAGGAAUGUAUAUUAAAUAUAUAUUAAAACGAAAAGGAAAUAUACUUUUCUCCUCCUCUUCUUCUUCUUCUUCUUCUUCUUCUUCUUCUUCUUCUUCUUCUUCUUCUCUCCCUCAAGCAUUGCUUCACCUCGCUUCCAUGCUCCAGCUCAGCAGUCUCUACUUUCUGCAUCUUCCUCUGCUCGAGUUAAUUGAAGUUCUGCCUCUUCCUCGCUAAACUUUUUCCUCCCUCUCCCCAAACUCUGCCUCUGCCAGCCCCCCUCGUCUGAUUACAUCUAGUAAUUCUCCACUGAAUGAACGUCAUUUACAAUAGUAGGGGAGCUCUCGAGCUGGCUGCCAGCUUCACGCUCCAUUUGGUCCUGCAUUCUCCCUUUAAAAUGUUAGUCCACACCUAUUCCGCCAUGGACCGGCAUGAUGGAGUGCCCAGCCACAGUUCCAGGCUGUCCCAGCUGGGAUCCGUCUCACAGGGACCCUACUCCAGCGCUCCUCCGCUCUCUCACACCCCAUCCUCGGAUUUCCAGCCGCCUUAUUUCCCACCCCCCUACCAGCCUCUUCCUUACCACCAAAGCCAGGACCCUUACUCCCAUGUCAAUGACCCCUACUCCCUAAACCCCUUGCAUCAGCCCCAGCAGCACCCCUGGGGACAGAGGCAGAGGCAAGAGGUGGGAUCAGAAACCGGGUCACUGCUGCCACAGCCUCGGGCCGCCCUGCCCCAGCUCUCGGGACUGGACCCCAGGCGGGACUACCACUCAGUACGGAGGCCAGAUGUCCUCCUGCACUCAGCUCACCAUGGCCUUGACUCUGGCAUGGGGGACAGCCUUUCUCUGCAUGGCAUCGGACACCCAGGCAUGGAGGAGGUCCAGUCAGUUGAAGAUGCCAAUAACAGCGGUAUGAACUUAUUGGACCAGUCUGUCAUUAAAAAAGAAAGGCGCUGUCCGUUGUACAAAAGGCAUCGGGGGGCUCUGGGUGAGACACAGGCUCAAACCCGAAAGUUGCCAGUUCCGGUUCCUCCAAAAUCUGUUACUUCUUUGAUGAUGAAUAAAGAUGGCUUCCUGGGUGGAAUUUCAGUCAAUACCGGAGAGGUGUUUUGCUCCGUACCCGGCCGCUUGUCUUUGCUUAGCUCAACUUCAAAGUAUAAAGUAACUGUGGGAGAAGUUCAGAGACGCCUUUCCCCUCCAGAGUGUCUGAACGCAUCCCUCCUAGGAGGAGUACUUAGAAGAGCCAAAUCGAAAAACGGGGGGAGAUCUCUACGAGAAAGGCUAGAAAAAAUCGGUUUGAAUUUACCAGCCGGCAGGCGUAAGGCCGCAAAUGUCACUUUACUCACCUCCCUGGUGGAAGGUGAGGCCGUUCAUUUAGCUCGGGAUUUUGGGUACAUCUGUGAAACGGAGUUCCCAGCCAAAGCUGUUUCUGAGUACCUGAACAGACAGCACACGGACCCCAGCGACCUCCACUCCAGGAAAAACAUGCUGCUUGCUACAAAGCAACUUUGUAAAGAAUUUACAGAUCUCCUGGCCCAGGACAGAACGCCCAUUGGGAACAGCCGGCCCACCCCCAUUUUGGAACCGGGCAUUCAGAGCUGCUUGACUCACUUCAGCCUCAUCACCCACGGCUUUGGGGCCCCCGCUAUCUGCGCUGCCCUCACGGCCCUCCAAAACUACCUGACUGAAGCUCUCAAAGGCAUGGACAAGAUGUUCUUGAACAACAACACUGCUAACAGGCACACAUCUGGCGAAGGACCAGGUAGUAAAACUGGAGACAAGGAAGAGAAACACAGAAAAUGAGAGAGAGAGAGAGAGAGAAAGAGAGAGAGAGAGAGAGGAAAAAAUUAGAAUGAAAGAAAGGAAAAGAGAAAAAAAAGUUAAAUAAAUAAAAGGAGAAGAGAGAGAGAUAAUCUUUUAAAACAAAACCGUCUUAAUUUUAGCUUUAAAAAUACCGGAUUGGGCUUUGGAAGAAUUCUAUUAGGUAGGACAAAAUAAUAAUAAAAAUAAAAUAAAAAAAAUAAUAAUAAAAGAAAGACAAUAAUUUAAGAUCAGAGGAGCACAAUGGCGCAAGACCAGUGGUUCAGAGUCUCUUGCCAGGAACAUGUGAAGACAACCACCAGGAUUUUUUUCCCCACUUCUGUUCUUUCACAUUUUUUAAAUAAUGAUUGGGGGGGAGGGGAAUAUAAUAAUAAUUAAUAAUAAUAAUAAAAGAAAGAAAUGAAUAACUUAUUGGAAGAAAUCGGAGAAACAUUUUUGGUGUCAGUGCUUUGAUUUCUUGAGCUGCAUGGUCUGUCUUGUUAUUAUUUUUCUUUUUUAUUUUAUUCUUUUUUUGUUUUGAACAAUGUCCUGUCUCCACCUAGACUAAAACAAUCUUCCAGAGCGUUCCUUUCUGAGCAACCCCAUGGCCUCAUUCCCCUCAGCUCUUCCCACCUCAUCUCACCACCCUGGUUCUGUCUAGACUAGGAAAGGAGGGGAGCUCCCAGACCCCUCACCAAGCCAUCAACACCAGCUGCCUUCACAGCAGCGUGAACUUAACUUUAGGUGCCACCAGAAGGGACAUUCGGGGUCGCCGUGGCUCAGUUGAAUCUGCCAGCUCUGUUUUUUAAGAACUGUUUUGUGUUUUUUCCUGGUCUAGACAGACUCUCUGUUUAGAUUGGCAGCGUUUACAGGUGUGUCUGGGUGCGUGUGUGCCUCUGUGUGUGCAUCUGUGGAUGUGCACACCCGGCUCCCCAGGGGGGCAUGGGUAUCCCGUGUAUGUUUGUGGAUAUAUAUGUAUAUAUGUGGAUAUAUACAUAUAUAUAUAUCUAUAAUAUAUAUAAUAUGUGUGCGUAGCCACGCAUAUUAGUGCAUGCAAACAUACCUUUGUAAUUUAGUAAUUUUGUCUUUGGUGGUAAAAUGCCUUGUCUAUGAUGGGUUGCAAAAAUUUGGAAGUAAGGUCUGGUACAAUGUCAGCUCUAUCUGAUUUCUUAAUUUUCUGAGAUCUCCUCUUUUUCUCUAGGGAGUUUUAUAUUCCAAACUAUGCCAAUGUUUCAGUCCUUAAUUUCCUUGACUAGUGUGUGUGAGAGAGCUCCUCCCCCAUUUUUAAAGAACUGUUAACAACAACAAAAAAUGAGUGAUAUGAGUAUGUAAUUCUUUCUCAGGAGUAUGCACUAUUUUAUUUUCUUCUGUUUCCUAAAGCUUUGCCCGCUUGGCUUAUGAGCUUCUUCAAAGAGGACUAGAGAUCCCUACACAAUAUAUCAGGUACAGAGAAAAAAAAUCCACAAUUCUGAUAUUCUGAUACUUUUUAUUUUUUGCUUUUUUUGCUUUUUCAAAUCAAAGCCAGUUGUUACUGAAUUCUGUAGGUGCACUUCUUUAAAGAAGCUCAAAGGGAAUAAUUUGAACAAGAUAAAAAUAUAAGUUGAAAUCGAGGUGUACUGUUGCAAAGAGAAAAAGAGCUGUGUUGAAUGUUACGGCACUUGCUUGGCACUAGGGUUUUGUACCCAGGGAGGAAAGAGUUGCCAUGUGAGCUGGCUCCUCGUGAUGGGAGUGGGGAGGGUUUGCCAGGGAAUAUCCUGAUUUCUGAGCUCAAUCUGAGGAAAUCUGUUUCUCUUAGAAAGCUUUUUUUUUUUUUAAUGUCUUGUGACUCUUGCUUUGGAACAAGUCGGUGUGGUGAGGGGGGCACAAACUUCUCAACUCCAUUGUUUUUCUCAGUGGUUUGGUGUCCAACAGGAUAUCUUAUGCAUAUGAUUUGGGGUGGUGGGCGUGAAGGGGAAGUCUUAUUUCUUUCCUCUCUCUUUUUUUCUUUUUUCAACAUACAUUUCUCUGUCCUCUGUGGUAAAAAUAACGCUGAAGUGUAAGGAUAUGAAUUUCUGUUUGGAUUCUGCCAUGUUGGGUAAUUGCAUGUUUCUCAGUGGGGUAGGGCUGGUGCACUAACACAUCUUUUUACUUAUGUCAGAACUGGGUGUGGGUAAAACUCCUGGAGUCUCUGGCAAAAUUCCAGUAGGAUCAUGCCUCCCCCUAGGAUCCCUGUGAAAGCUGCAGGACUCAGUCCCACCAUCCCAAGCAGGCACACCUGAACUCUAAACAAGAGAGAGAGAGAGAAACCUUAGCCUUCCUUUCAUUUUGAGAUACCUUCCAAAGUGGAUAGUGAGGAAGAAAUAAUUCUGCAAUGCUCUGAGCAUCCUUUGACGAAAUACUCUCAAAACAAAAGAGCAGAUCCUCUUGUCCCCUUUAGUGUCCUUGGCUCACUGAGGUGUGGUUGCAGCUGAGGAUCUGCUCUGCUUUUCAAAUCUUCUUGCAGCCAGGUCUCAGAUCUUGUUCUCUGCUUGUGAUUUGGGCACAUGUGGCAAUAGAAAUCCAGGGAUCAUCCAGCCCCUCCCGAACUGCUUCUUGCUCAUGUACCUUUGGUUUUUCUGGGGUACUGGGAGCUCUCCUGUGAGAAAAUAGGGGAACUGAGGCAGACAGCUUUCUCCAUGGAUUGUUGGGAUGAGUUGGAGCCAGUCUUAGACCCUGGCAUGUCCCUGCCAGUGGGUUUGGUUGUGGCUGGGAUUGUCACAUCCCUGUGGAUGUCCAAGAGGAGGUCUGGUGGUCAAACCAUGGGUCCCUCACCAGCAGGGUGGGGACCUUCAGAUUGAAAAACAACAUCCCCAGUCCUCCAAAUCUUACCCCUUGCCAACCACCCCAAAAUUGGUCAGGCUUCUGGGGAAGGAGAAUCCAGGCUCCAGUGUAGGGCAUGGCCCAGCAGUGAUGCAAUAGAAAGGGAAAGAGGGAAUCUGGGCAGGAACAAAGGCCCCACCUGGGAGCACAGCUCCCUUCUCUGCCUGAUGGGAAUAUCCUGUUCAUUGGAGCAGAGCACCAAGGGUGGGAUGUCCCUUCGCCUUCCCCUUGCAAACAGGAUUUGUGAGGAGCUUGUGGGUUCAGCCCUUCAGCAUUGCCCAGCCCGGUGGGGAUUUUGGACAUUUAUCUAAUGUGGGGGGACCCCAAAUUAGAACUCAGUCUUCCACAUCCCCAGAUGCAUGAGCAGGGCCACGGGAACCUGCCCCCUGCUGCCCCAGAGCUUCCAGCUGAAGGCUUUGGGGCCGUGUUGGGAAUGGCCUCUCCUUGUGCUUGGGGGAAUGUAGGGAAUUCUCCUUUUAACUGCAGAGGACAGUGUCCCACUACAACUGUGGAUUAAUGGGGAAAGGGAGCCCUUGGACCUUCUUGGGGAAAGACUUCCAUGUGUGAGGGCCUGAUCCUGCUGCUGCUGAAACCUCCCCUAGACACAGGUUUGGUCACCUGGACCACACCUAAACCUUGAGCAGGUUGAGGGAAGAGUUUCAGUCUGUUCCUUGUGCCUUCUACCUGGAGGAGACAAACUGCAGUGCUCAGGCAAUAUAAAUCCAAAUUCCCACGGAUUGCAGUGGGAUGCCCUCCCCCCACUUGCUCCCCAAAGUGUGGAGAUAAAAUUCACGAGGUUUAUGACUUAAUGCAAUCAGACAGAAACCAGGAGAGGAGCACAUCUCUCUGUCCUUCCCCCCAGCCUAAUGCUGGUCCCAGAGGGAAUUAUUCUUUGCUUGGUGGCUCCUGUCAGUGCUGAGUACAGAGUCCCCCUAAAACCAAACUCAGCCUCCCUCUGGAAGGUAUUCUCCUGCUCCCCUCCACUUUCCCCUCCCUACUACUUCUGUUGGCUGGGCACCUCAGACGUUUAUCUGAUAAUUGAGUUAUUAAAAGAUUUGGUUUCCUCGGGAUCAUGAAUCAAUAAACAGGAGGAUUAACAAGGCAGCUUUGCUUUGUAACUCAAGGGAAAAGUUUGAGGAGAGACCAUGAAAAGUUUGUUUUCAAACCAAACAGGUGGGUUGCUGUAAAUUUUAUUUCAUUCUUAGUCUCACUUUUUUUUUUUUUUUUAAAUGACGAUUCUUUUUUUGCCUUUGGAAAGAUCUUUACUUUAGUACGCUCCCUGACUUUUUUUUUUUUUUCCUGGUUGUUAUUCACACAAGAUGUGAUGGAAACAAGAAGCCAAUUUCAUGGGAAUCCUUUUAAAACCCGAUGGUUUCUUUAAAAUCGGGUUGUGUCUUGUCCCACCUAAUAGAAAUUCUCUGUGAGAAGCUAUUUAAAGUCCCUUUGCACCCCAGACCAAUCUCUCCCCAAAUCCCCAAAUUUGCAUUUGGGGCUGGGAGGGAGCGGGGAAGGAUGGUUUUAAAACCUUUAGCUGUGCCCUAAGGGCUUAUUCCCUUCUCCCGUUCCUCUCUUUCUGACCGGUUUAUCACACAGACCUGUCCGGCUCGGUUUUAAUACAUUUCUCGGAGAAUUUGGUGCUUGUUUCAGCUGCCGUAAGCAUUUACCAGAUCGACCCAGACAACCUCCCCCUCCCCUCCGGCUUCCCUGUGUGAGAGAGACCGUAGGCUUUUUACAAAUAGUAUAUUUUCUUAUACAAAGGGAAAAAAAAGGUAAAAGAAAACAUCCCCAAACACACUGGCAAACGCCUGAACAUUUUGAGAGAGACGAAACACUGUGUGCCAGCAAGAAAUAAAGGCAAAAAAAAAAAAAAAAAA